AUGGCUACUCCCUCAGAUAUAAACAAAUCACAGCGAAGACGAUCCAUAAGUUUACUCACGAAGUCACCACUUUCAGGGUCACCUACACCAUCUGCAAUAGCCCUGACAGGAGGAACAGCAUUAGCAGCUUAUAUAAAUGGUUCGCGACGUGGAUCACACGCAGGGUCGCAGAGCAAUUCGUACGUUUCAAAUGCACCAUUUUUACGGGAUGGACAUGGGUUCAGUGCUGCUGGCCAAAGUGAGGCAGUAUCAGCAGUCGGUGUUCCCGCUGGCGGUGAAGCUGCUAUUGAUGACUCGUCAUAUUCGGCAUCUCCUCCAUCAAGAACCACAUCGCUUCAUGGACAAGGCAAGCAACAAAGCUCGAUUCAAAAACAGAGUUAUGGAGCAGAGAAUGAUGAGGAAGAUGAGGGAACAUCCGUCGAUUUCAGCGAAGGUAUAGAUGAUCCCCGCAUGAUAUCUCAACUAUCCAAACAUUUACCCCCUCGUGGAAACCAUUUAAAGUCGGAAGGCGGUGACAUCACACAUGACUUGUAUAAAUUGCAACGUGACUUACAGUUGAAAAAUCAGCAAUCGCCGCGCUUGCAUAGAUCAAAAAGUUUUGAUGAUGAGCAUGGUUCUGAUAGUGGUCUGAUCAAGUCACGAGCCAGUUCGUUCAAUGUACCUGGUGGGUUUCGAAGAGAGUUUUUGGUGCAACAGCAGCAACAACAACAACAACAACAACAACAGCAGCAGCAAUUACAAGAUGCUGAUUCUGCAUACUACUGUCAACUCGAUGACGUGCCUUACAGACGUACCCCCAAUUUCUUGACUAAAAAUUUUAUCGAGUUUCUUAGCAUUUACGGACACUUUGCCGGUGAAGAUCUAGAAGAUGACGAAAACGAUAUGAGGCAAAGGUACAGGCACCCAGAUGAAGAAACUCCGCUCUUAGCAGAGCGAUCAUUAUCAGCGGCAACUCUAACUCCGAAAUAUAACCCCAAGGGAACUGCAACUGAUACAAAAGCAUAUUUCUUACUCCUCAAGGCAUUUGUUGGUACCGGUGUCCUUUUCCUCCCCAAAGCAUUUGCCAAUGGUGGGUUGACAUUCUCGAUAAUUACAUUGGGAAUGUUUGCAUUAUUAUCAUAUUGGUGUUACUUUAUACUUGUUGAAACUAAACUUGCCACUAGUGUUUCCGGUUUUGCUGAAAUAGGACUCAAAUUGUAUGGUAAGUGGCUCCAACGGUUAAUUUUGGCAUCCAUCAUCAUUAGUCAAAUUGGCUUCGUGGCGGCUUAUAUCGUAUUCACUGCGGAGAAUCUACGUGCAUUUGCACAAAAUGUCAACCUUGGCAAUGGCGCAUAUGGCGAGUUGAGUAUCAUAUGGUUUAUCGGACUUCAAGUUGUGCUUAUUGUACCCAUGAGUCUUGUUCGUGAUGUCACCAAGCUUUCCAUCCUGUCCUUACUUGCAAACUUGUUCAUCUUGACUGGGUUAGUCACAAUUGUCUACUAUAUCGGCUACGAAUGGCUCAUUUUGAACCAUGGGCAAGUGGGGCCUGCAGUUGAGUUUGGUUUCAAUCAAUCAAAGUUCUCAUUGUUUAUCGGCACGGCAAUAUUUGCAUUUGAAGGAAUCGGGUUAAUUUUCCCCGUUCAGGAAUCAAUGAUUUACCCACAUCAUUUCCCUCGGGUAUUGGCGAAAGUGAUGGUCACUAUUGUCAUUGUGUUUAUCGUUGUUGGCUCCAUGGGGUAUUUAACAUUUGGUAAAGAUGUGCACACGGUCAUUUUGUUAAACUUGCCACAGGAUUCAAUAAUGGUUAUCAUGACGCAGUUUUUCUAUUCAUUGGCGAUUUUACUUUCGGCUCCAUUACAAUUGUUCCCUGCUAUUCGAAUAAUUGAAUCGAAGAUGUUUAAAUUGAGUGGGAAGAUAUCAACACUGAUCAAAUGGCUCAAGAACUUGUUCCGGGCUUCGUUUGUCUUGUUUAUUGCGUAUAUUGCCCUUGUUGGUGGUGAGAAUUUAGACAAGUUUGUCUCGUUUAUUGGAUGCUUUGCUUGCAUUCCUUUGGUUUAUAUGUACCCGCCAAUGUUGCACUUGAAGAGUUGUUGUGGAACCAAUGACCCAAAGGAGCAGGGGCUCGAACAGGUGCAAGGACAGGGACAAGAUGUGAGUUUGAAAGAUGCCAAGCACAAGUACUGGUUGGCCAUCCUGGACUACGCCUUGAUAGCAAUUGGUGCGUUGGCCAUGGUUUACACAACGUACCAAAUUGCCUUGAACUAA
This is a messenger RNA of Lodderomyces theae, 2244 nucleotides long. RefSeq names its product Avt4p (gene AVT4). Lineage: Eukaryota; Fungi; Ascomycota; Pichiomycetes; Serinales; Debaryomycetaceae. Gene Ontology annotation, molecular function: amino acid transmembrane transporter activity. The coding region runs from base 1 to 2244 and encodes 747 amino acids. Gene Ontology annotation, biological process: amino acid transmembrane transport. The transcript has a single exon. The record is from RefSeq and is a predicted model, not a curated record.